AUGAUAGACGCGUCUCUUCUUAGAGAUUAUGAAAUUAAGUCAACGCUUGGUGAAGGUGAAUACUCAAAGGUAUGCUUUGCAAUUCACAAGCCUACUGAAACAAAUGUUGCAAUUAAAAUUAUUAGAAAAACAUCAAUUGAUACAAUGAAAAUAGAGUAUUUCUUAAACAAAGAGAUUUGCAUUAUGAAAGAAGCCGUCCACCCAUUUAUUUGCAGGUUUUAUGAAGCAUUUGAAUCCGAUUUGUUUAUUUAUAUCGUAAUGGAAUACAUUUCUGGCGGAACCUUGCUUGAUGAAAUCUACAAAUCUGGUAAGAUGAAUGAAAGGGAUGCAUCAAUUAUAUUCUCAGAACUAAUGCUGGCAAUAUCUUAUUUACAUAAACAUUGUCAUGCUGCACACCGAGACAUAAAGGCCGAAAAUAUACUAUUGGACGAGAAUCACAACAUCCGAUUAAUCGACUUUGGGUUUUCCAAUCUGUUUUCAAAGGAUAACCUUAUGACCACUCAAUGCGGAUCCAUUUAUUAUGCUGCACCAGAGUUAAUAGUCGGCCAAGAGUAUACUGAAAAGAUUGACGUUUGGAGUGCAGGCAUUCUCCUUUAUUUACUUGUUACUGGUUCUUUUCCAUUUUCUGACUUUGGUGUGACCAACCUUGCCCAAAAAAUCGUCUAUGAUGAUAUCGUUUAUCCUUCUCAUCUCAGUUUACAAGUUAAGGAUUUGAUAUCAAGAAUGCUCAUUAGAAAUCCUAAAGAGAGGAUUACAGUUGAUGAAAUAUUGAGUCAUCAGUGGGUCAGAACUAUGGAAGCAGACAUUGCAUCAAUGAUUGAUGGAAUUUGUAUCGCUGACAAUAUGAUAUCUCAUGAACAGCAGAAAUACAAAUGUGAGGACUUUGUAUGCAAGGAUUUAAUGAAAAACAUUAUCGUUGGAGCUAUUUUCAAGACAAGAAUCAAAUCUGCUUUUUAUAUGUCUCAAACCAAGCCAAAUUCAUCAAAAUCACAGCCAACUUUGGCAUUAGAACAGAAAUAUCGCGGAAUUAUUACACCUCAAGCGAGAAGAAGAGAAAAGAGAGCAAAGAUUAUGCCUCCUCUCAUUCGUGGUUACAGAAAGUCAAUCAACUAA
Molecule: messenger RNA, 1113 nt
Organism: Trichomonas vaginalis G3
Lineage: Eukaryota; Parabasalia; Trichomonadida; Trichomonadidae
Product: protein serine/threonine kinase protein
Exons: 1
Coding region: 1-1113 (370 amino acids)
Biological process (GO): protein phosphorylation
Molecular function (GO): ATP binding; protein kinase activity
Source: RefSeq, a predicted model, not a curated record